Messenger RNA from Helianthus annuus (common sunflower), 1176 nucleotides. RefSeq lists its product as uncharacterized. NCBI's taxonomy places the organism in Eukaryota, Viridiplantae, Streptophyta, Magnoliopsida, Asterales, Asteraceae. The coding region runs from base 1 to 1176 and encodes 391 amino acids. The transcript has 2 exons. The record is from RefSeq and is a predicted model, not a curated record.
AUGGAUGAUAUACCACCGCUAUUCCUUCCAAUUGAUAUUAGUGAAGACGAUGAUUCUUCCUCGAGCGAUAGUAGUUUAAUUUUUUUUUUUCAAAAUCUUAUUAACGAAGUCGCUCAACUGGAAGACACAGGCACUUCUAGAAAAAGGAAAUCUGUCCGUCGAGAUCGAGUAAAAUGUCACGAAAACCUUAUGAGAGAUUAUUUUGUCGAGGAGCCCGUAUUUAACGAAGAGGUUUUUCGUCAAAGGUUUCGUAUGUCCAAAAGGUUGUUUUUAAAAAUUUUGAGUGACGUGCAAGCGAAUAACUUGUGGUUUCAAGACGCCGCGGAUGCUAGUGGUAGGAAGAGUUUUACAUCGAUCCAAAAAGUUACUUCGGCGAUUAAGCAACUAGCAACCGGUAACGCUCCAGACGAGUUCGACGGGUAUUUAAAUAUGUCCACAAGGACUUCCCGAGAAAGUCUAGAAUAUUUUUGCGAAACGGUAUGUAAUUUAUACGCUUCCGAGUUUUUACGUAGACCUACUAGCCACGACGUUGCGCUCUUGUACCAAGCUCAUGAGGAGAAACAUCACCUUCAUGGGAUGUUGGAUAGUCUUGAUUGCACACAUUUUGUUUGGAGAAUGUGUCCAACGGAGUUGCGGGGUCAAUAUAUGAAGGGGGAUCACAGUCACCCGACAGCUAAGCUCGAGGCGGUGGCCUCUCAGGAUUUAUGGAUUUGGCAUGCUUUUUGUAGUCCAGCAGGUUCACAAAACGACAUCAAUGUGCUCCAACAAUCUCCGUUAUUUCUUACUGAGCGAAAUGGAACUUCACCAAAAUGUCCAUUUUACGUGAACAACCACUUGUACAAGCGUGGAUACUAUCUUACCGAUGGAAUCUACCCUACUUGGUCCGUGUUUGUGAAAUCAUUUCCGUAUCCUCGCAUUGUGAAAGAAAAGAAGUUUAAGAGGAUGGUCGUAUAUGCAUGCAUUAUUAUGCAUAAUAUGAUUCUAAAAGACGACGGAAACGCAAUUGCACCGGUACAUAUUCGGGAUCCUCCAGUCGAGCCCAUUUUCGAAGACACUGCUUAUAACGAGCUCAUUGAUGAAGAUACGCAUUAUAGACUAAAAUAUGAUCUUGUGGAGCACAUCUUGGUGAACAAGAUUUACCCCACCUUUUGGCGGAUUCCGACGACGAGUAGUUAA